UAGCAAAGUAGUCCAAAGUAGUAAGCAAAGCUAACAGAAGCGAGCUAACGUCGCCUCAUCCAGAACGGCAUGCACACAAUUAACAGCUAAAGUCUCACGAGUUUAAGGCUCUUCCUUCACUCAGUGAAACCACAGACUGUUGUGAUGUCGGAGCCUAAGCCCCCAACCCCGACCCCUGGCGACAACUACAAGGGUUGGCUCUUCAAGUGGACGAACUACAUUAAAGGUUACCAGAGACGCUGGUUUGUCCUGAGCAAUGGGCUUCUGUCAUACUAUAGGAGCCAGGCAGAGAUGGGUCACACAUGUCGAGGCACCAUAAACUUGGCAACCGCCAAUAUUGCAGUUGAGGACUCGUGCAAUUUUGUCAUCUCCAACGGAGGAGCACAAACCUAUCACCUGAAGGCCAACUCAGAAAUAGAGCGGCAGAGAUGGAUCACUGCCCUAGAGCUUGCCAAGGCAAAAGCAGUUCACAUGCAGGCUGAGUCAGAUGACUCUGGUGAUGAUUGCCCAUCAGUGCCCCCCACCUCAGGACAGGGUGGGGGCUGCCGUAACUCAGAAAUCCAGUCCACUCUACGCACACUCAACAGCAAGGUGGAGGACCUCACCACCUGUAAUGAUCUCAUUGUAAAGCAUGGGUCUGCCCUACAAAGGUCCUUGUCAGAACUGGAGGCAAUACGUGUCGGAGGGGACAUGGGAGAAAAGAUCAAACAAGUUACGGAGAGAGCGACGCUGUUCAGAAUCACCUCUAAUGCCAUGAUUAAUGCUUGUAGAGACUUUCUCUCCCUGGCUCAGAGCCACAGUAAGCGCUGGCAGAAGGCCUUACAGGUUGAAAGAGACCAGAGGAUACGGCUGGAGGAGACCCUGGAGCAGCUGGCCAAACAGCACAACCAUUUGGAAAGAGCUUUUAGAGGAGCUACAGUUCUCCCAUCUUCAUUCAGCAAUUCCACUUUAGGAAACAAAGGUGGUUCAGGAAAAGGUGACGCCAGCGACGAGGAUGAUGAUAAUGAAUUCUUUGAUGCUAUGGAAGACCCAGCAGAGUUUAUUACAGUUCCUGCUGAUCCCAAAUAUCACAGGAGAUCUGGCAGCAACGUCAGCGGGCUCAGCAGUGAGACUGGAAUGGACGAUCAGUCAGUAAAUUUCGAUGAGCUGUCUUUGGCAUCCAAUCCAGAGUCUCCACAGCCCCAGGAGCUAGAGCCGGUUAGACAAAGAAGGACACGAAUCCCUGACAAGCCCAACUAUUACCUCAAUCUGUGGAGCAUCAUGAAGAACUGCAUUGGAAAGGAGCUGUCAAAGAUACCAAUGCCUGUAAAUUUCAAUGAGCCCCUCUCAAUGCUGCAGCGUCUGUCAGAAGACCUGGAAUACUACGAGCUGCUGGAUAAGGCUGCUAAAUGUCAGAGCUCUCUAGAGCAGAUGUGUUAUGUCGCUGCUUUCACAGUCUCUUCCUACUCAACAACUGUCCACCGCACAGGAAAGCCCUUCAAUCCUCUGCUAGGGGAAACAUUUGAGCUAGACAGGCUAAAAGAGUGUGGCUACCGCUCUCUUUGUGAGCAGGUGAGUCACCACCCACCUGCUGCUGCUCACCAUGCAUACUCAGAAAAGGGCUGGAGCCUCAGACAAGAAAUCACCCUGGCAAGCAAGUUUAGAGGGAAAUAUCUCUCUAUCAUGCCUUUGGGUUCUAUCCAGUGUAUAUUUGAAAAGAGCAACAAUCACUACUCCUGGAAGAAAGUGACUACAACAAUACACAACAUUAUUGUUGGUAAACUGUGGAUUGAUCAGUCAGGGGAGAUUGAUGUGGUGAACCACAGGACAGGAGAUCGCUGCCACCUCAAAUUUACACCCUAUAGUUACUUCUCAAGAGAUGUCCCAAGAAAGGUAACUGGAGUUGUCACAGACAAGGACGGGAAGGCCCACUAUGUGCUAUCGGGUACCUGGGAUGAGAAGAUGGAGUUCUCAAGAGUAAUGCAGAGCAGUAAAGGCGAGAACGGCACUGAAGGCAAACAGAGGACAGUCUAUCAGACCCUCAAAGCUAAAGAAAUCUGGACAAAGAAUCCUUUACCAGAGGGAGCAGAGACUAUGUACUACUUCUCCACACUGGCCUUGACUCUCAAUGAACCAGAGGAAGGAGUGGCGCCAACAGACAGUCGCAGACGCCCUGACCAGCGGUUAAUGGAGGACGGCCGCUGGGAUGAGGCCAACGCAGAGAAACAGAGGCUGGAGGAGAACCAACGCACAAGACGACGAGAGCGGGAGAGGGAAGCCGUUAAAACAGCAAGCACACCUGAAGAAGCUGUCUCUGAGGAUUCAAUCAAUGAUUCACCCUUAAAAACUGAUGCGGUGGAGACUGCCACAGAAGCUAAUGAGGUUUCAGAAGAAACUGACACAGAGGACUCUCUCUCACACGCAUCUGCUGCAUCCCCUUAUGGACCAUCUCCACACCCUUAUUCAACUGAAAGCAAGGACGGUCCUUAUGGAGUUCAAGUCAAAAGCUUCCAUCAAGACAACUACCAAGCCCUGUGGUUUGAGAAGGUGGACGACCAGGUAUCUGGAGAGACCCUGCAUGUCUACAAAGGCGGUUACUGGGAGGCCAAGGACCAAGGAAGCUGGGAUAUGUGCCCAGACAUCUUCUAAUCCCAGCAGAGUCAGUGUGUGCUGCACAAAUAGGAGGAUGGACAGAGAUGACUUAUCUUACUCUAGCUACAGUGGAGAAUCAAGACUGGCAUCUUAAGUGUCCCACAACUUCAACAAAUCUUCAUACAUUGCUCCUCUUUCAGGCAGUAACUGCUCAGGGCCGUCUGGGCUUCACUGUUAAUGUAGAUACAAUGUGCAGUGUGAUAUUGUGCAACACUGCAGCUGUGCAGAGUUCCCUGUCGCUGCCUCUGCCUCUCAAAUAUCAGUGUUUAUUUAUGUGUUCAUUCACUGGUCCAACAUUUGAUUUGCACAAGGCAACAGAAUAUUGUAAAAAUGUCUUUAUGCAUUUCCCUGAAAGCACUAUUGUCAAAGGAGUAUUCAUUCCAGUAUAAAUGUUAGGCUUCUGCCUUGCUUUUUAUUUUAUAUGUUGUUUCAUCGGCAUACCUGUUUCUGCAAUUAACUUCUUCUCCCUUAGGACAGAAGAGCCAUGAGUCUUAGUUUAAUCACACCAAGUGUCUGUGAGGGCCUGUGUCCAUGGAUCAUGCUUUUUGCACUGGAAGUGCUCAUUGUCAAUUCAAAACCAGUGUAGUUCAGUGUUUCAACACAAAACACCCCAGCUUCAGCAGUUUUUGUUGUGUUCCCAGCAGUCAUGUAAAUACAUGAAAAUAAUAGAACAGAGCUAGUUUAAAAGAAGCUCUACCAAAAGAAGCAGAAGUCCAAUUUGUAUCCUAGCAACUUAUAAAACUGCUGAGAUUGCUCUAAAACUGGGGCUGCAGGCCCCACCAGUGCAAAAUAACUGUUUAUGUUAGUGGUACUCAACCUUGCCCUAUUCAGAAUCCAAACAGUUGACAAAAUAUUUUUUCAAGCGCCAUAAUCACACCCUCUGCGACACCCCACCGUGUGUAUGGAGGCUCGUUGAUGAUGACAUAUUGCAAUGAUCAUCAUGAAGUAUGAGUGUAGGACAGCUCCAAUAGCAAGAAGCUGCAGAAAAAAAUAUUUAAGGUAUGAGAUACUGUAGCUUUUAUAUGAGGCAUCACAACUGAACCAGUUAACUUACUGGAAAGAUGCACUAGCUGACGUCUCUAUCACUCACAGGUAUGAAAUGGUAAUAAUAAAUGGUUUAAAAGAGGGCUUGUUAUACACUCGGGCCACCUGCUUAAGUAUUGGCUGUAUGUGGUAAACAAAUAGAUUGAUGUGACUUGGAAUCAUCUCUGCAGGAAGUUCUUCCCUUUUUGUUUCUUUAUGCAUUUUUAAUUGUUUUCAAGCAGGACUUAAAGAGCCACAACCUGUCAUAAAAUAGCUACAUGUAGCUCUAGAGCCACAGGUUUAUGGACACAGGCCCUCGAUAGCUGAAGCAGUAUAUACCAGUUACAGACCACAUCAUGGCUUUGAUGAUUCUUACAAAAUAAGAGAUGAAUACUGUGUACUACCAGGGAAACUUUUUGAACUUUAACCUCAUCUCUGUCCAUUAGGGAUGCGCAAUAGUUUCUGUAUGAUAUUGGUAUUGGCAGAUUAUCACUUAAAAAUCAAGUUAUCGUUAUUGACAUAUAUAAACAUUUCUACUAAUAACUACAAAUAAUAAUUUAGCUCUAAAAACCUGCCUGUAUUGGCCUUAUAAUCAAGCAACUUACUGGAGUUUCAGGCUGGACAAACAGACCUUCAUGAGCUUUUUCUUCAUUCAUCACCAUUCCUUACACUUUAAAGUGUGUUUAAAGAAUUGAAAUGUGUGAAUUUGCACAUCUCAUAACUCUGAAUUGUGUGUUUUAUGGACUGUAGUUUUAGGUCUGAACUACAUUUAAAGAUUGGUUUUAGCCAAAAUUAGCUUGUCAAUAUUGGCAUAUCACAUAUUGGCAAAAAUCCACUAUCAUGCAUCCCUACUGUCUAUACUAAUUGGCUUUGAGGUGCAGCUUCCAACAGCAAAAAUUGGAAAUAUUUUCUGUGCUGACUGACAGAUGUUCAGCUGUGAUUAUUCAAGUCAGAAUAGCAGCAGAGUAAGACAGAGAUUUCAGCUGCUUGAAUGCAAUGAAUCAUUGCUAAUGGACACAGCCAGCAUAGCUUUUUUGAUCAGUACAGCACGCAAUGAAGACUUCAGCCUCAAUUUUCAAAGCUGCCUCUCUUGAGAGAUAUCCACAUAUAAAGUAGAUAUUUUCCUCAUUGCUAAACUCUGUGGUAAGGCAGUGAGAAUGUAUUAUGAUUAAGAUUUACUCUUCAUGAAUAAGCCCAGAAAAUUCCUCUUAGUCUUUUUUGAAAAACUAAAUAAGGGUCUGAAAUGUGCACAUAUUUUGAUCUGUAACUAAGCUUUUUUUUUUUUCUU
Cheilinus undulatus (humphead wrasse) is the source of this 4942-nucleotide messenger RNA. Its product is annotated as oxysterol-binding protein 1-like. NCBI's taxonomy places the organism in Eukaryota, Metazoa, Chordata, Actinopteri, Labriformes, Labridae. The transcript is spliced from 21 exons. Gene Ontology annotation, molecular function: sterol binding. The coding region runs from base 145 to 2628 and encodes 827 amino acids. Gene Ontology annotation, cellular component: cytosol; membrane; intracellular membrane-bounded organelle. The record is from RefSeq and is a predicted model, not a curated record.